AAAGGAACGCAGAAACAACCAGAGAAACUGCAGGACUCGGUGAUAUGUGACUCCUAGUUCAAUCCGGCAAGACGUUCUCCUCCUAGUCCUACUCGCCUGGGGGAAAUCCCGGCUGGCUCGUAACCUGAGCCGUAGACUGAAGACUGAGAAUCGAGAAUCGUCUAGCCGGAUCGGCACGGGAGAGUACGAAAAGAAAAUGACACAACUUGCCCACAAGGCCACAACAUGGAAUUACCGGAACUCGUACCAACAGCGGCCUUGGCCCCCCAAAAUCUCAGGACAUAUCCUGCCUAGAAUUCCUACCAACAACGGCCCUGAUUAAUCCUAAAGAUGGCCAGUUAAUCAGAACAAUUACGGGAGCAAUUAAUUUGACAGGAUUUUUAGGAGUUCGUUCGCCUGUGGAAACUCAGGCCGCACGUAAACCCAUGGCUGCCACGGGAGGAAGGAGUUCGUGCUCCCAAAGGUUCGCACUUGAGCUCUUUUUAAUUAUUCCCGACCUUUUCGAUCUCGUUUUCUGUUUGGUUCUUCUUUCCUGCGAAGCCGAGAACCUAGAAGGAGGCUCAGCUCUUUCCUCCCCUCGCCGCCCUCUCUCUCACUCGCUCGUCGUCGCGGCCGCCACAAAAAGGGCAUUUAUGUCUCUUUGUUGACACGAAGAACCGAUGGCAAGAGGAGCGGACCCAGAUUAUAUUGGUUCUCUUUUACUCAUGGAUGGAUUUGACAUGGGUAUCAGGUUUGAUGGAUUUGGGGAAAAUAUGAAGAAGAUCAUGGAGUUACCAAUUAAGUAUCUUGAUUCUGCUCACGAUAAAGCUGUUGGGCUAGUUGAAGAUAUUCAGGCGAUGAUUUAUGCUCCCUUUCCUGAUGAUGAAUUACCAAACGAAGGCCAAGAUCCAUCUAGUAAUAGUGUCGUAAAUGGAUCUUCCACCACAUCUGUUGAAGUGGAUCAAAUUAACUCUAAUGAGGAAUUGUCAAGUUCUUCUUCAUCUCUCAUUACUGCUGAAGACAUUUCUCUCAGCACAGCUGAUAAUGAUCCUCAUGAAACUGAAUCAGUCUCGUCUAAAAAUCCAGACAGCUCCGCUUCUGAAGACACCAUUUCACUUGAGAGAACUGUUGGCACCAAGGAAGAGUAUAUGUUAGGCAAUUCAGAGAAUCUCUCAGAUAGCUGUGCUCCUAAAGACACCAUUUCACCGAGAACUGUUAGCAGUGGAAACAAGGUUGUUUUAUGCAAUUCAGAGAAUCUCUCAGAUCGCUGUGCUCCUGAAGACACCAUUUCACUAGGCAAAACUGUUAGCAGCGAAGAUGAAAUUAUUUUAUGGAAUCCAGGGAGUUCCGUAAACCCACCACAAUCACAUGAACAAGCCACCAUUUUCCAAGAUUAUGUAUCUCAAGAAGCAAAACCGGAUAAAGUCAUGCAGCAAGUUGGACUCCACAGUUCUGGGCAUUCAGAAUCUUCUGGUUGUAAUGGGAAAAUUCUUCUUGGAAGAAUCAGUGCAGAUGGUAAAGAGAAAUCAGAAAUAUACAGUUCGGACAGCCCUGAAAAAUCAAGAAAGCACGGAAACAUAAUGGAUUUGUGUGGUGGGACUAUUUCACAUCACUUGAGAGCAGGUGCAUCCAGUGAUGCCAAUGAUCCAAAUAUGUUUGUUGAUGAGGCCACAUAUUUUGUUGAUAUAGACCUCCGGGAUGGCGAGGAGCAGAUGAAAAAUAACAAAGCAGAGGCAUCCUCUGUUCCUCAACCAAAAAACGCAUCAUUCAAGAAAAUUGUGAUGAGGAGCUUGUCAAAUAAACUCCGGUGGUCAAAGAAGACUUCCCCUAUUAGACCACAAGAUGCAGCGAAUGUUCACUAUGAAGUGAUUUCCUCAUCAGAAGAUCUGGAGCAUGAUUGGGAACUCUUGUAAAUCUGCAAGAUGCUGCAUGCCUCUGGUUAUAGGGGGACAUGUCAUGUAAACUGAACUCCCUUUAUUAUUGCUGUUAUCUUAAAAGAAGGAUGGAAAGUUGAGGUUUUGCAUAUAUUUUUUUAGGACACCAUCUAUCGGUGUAUCGGCGUCACCUGUAAAUCCCAGCUGAGGUUGUGUAAUUAUCUGUAAAGCUCUUCAAAUUUUUAUCUUGAAGGCCUGAACCUAGGGGUGUUCGUAAUCAGGUUGGAAUAAAAAACGCAGUUCAAUUUUCGUGUAUUAAUAAACUGUUGCUUCUCACUCCA
Brachypodium distachyon (stiff brome) is the source of this 2194-nucleotide messenger RNA. RefSeq lists its product as uncharacterized. Lineage: Eukaryota; Viridiplantae; Streptophyta; Magnoliopsida; Poales; Poaceae. The transcript is spliced from 8 exons. Bases 660 to 1892 code for a protein of 410 amino acids. The record is from RefSeq and is a predicted model, not a curated record.